UGGAGGGAGGAGGAACCGGAAAAUGCGUCACUUCCGGCUGGAGCUCCUGACGUGUCCAAAACAGUUAAUGCACCGGCGUGUGGUGGUAUCGUGGGAUAUUUAUUAUUCGUUCUAUUAUUUUAUCUGAAACGUGGUGUCAAGAUGCUGGAUUUCUUCACCAUCUUCAGCAAAGGGGGGAUAGUGUUGUGGUGUUUUCAGGGUGCCGGGGUCAAAGAGUCUUUCACGGGGCCGGUCAAUGCGUUGAUCCGCUCGGUGAUCCUUCAGGAGCGAAGUGGAAGCAAUUCCUUCACUCAUGAGAGACAGAGUCUGAAGUAUAAGCUGGACAAUGAGUUUGAGUUGAUUUUUGUGGUGGGUUUUCAAAACAUCCUAACGCUGACGUAUGUGGACAAGUUUAUAGAUGACGUUCAGCUUCGUUUUAGGGAUCGUUACAAGAAUGAGCUGGAGCAGAAGGGAGCUCUGAAGCUGCUCAACAACAGCUUUGAGUUUGGAGAUGACUUCCAGAGGAUUUUAAGGGAGGCGGAGGAUAACAGCAAGACUCGGAGCCCCACCUACAUGCGGGGCUUUCAGGAGUCUGAGAAAUCCAAAAAAACUGUGAAGUCGAUGAUUGAGACGAAAGGUGGAGACAAAGGCAAGGAGCAGGGUGGCAAGAAAAAUAAAAGUUCCAAAAAAGAGCCUCCUGCACCUGAGCCGGCCAAAGUGGAGAAAACUUCCCCCUCUGCUAAGACGGUUCAGAACGGGAACCAGGGUUUGACGCAGGAGGAGAUCAUACAGAAGAAGAGGGAGGAAUUCAUCCGGAAACACACGGCAGCACCUGCUGAGAAACACAGUAAGUCCCCAAAGCCUCAGAAGCCUAGGGAGAAAACCAAACGCGUUUGGGGCAACGCUGGUACGAACACUAAGGACCUGGACUACAGCGCCAAGAACGGGAGUUCUCCUGGGAAUGAGGACAAAGACCUGGACGCACAAAAUGACCUGGGAAUCCAGCUAAGUCCCAUGAAGGGCGACCUGCUUUCUGUGGACUAUGAGUCCAGUGAGGAAGAGGAGGUGGAGGAGGUGGUGGUCAACGAAACAAGCAAACCGAGCUCCAAAAAGGGCGGCGGCUUUGGAGGAAUGUUCGGGAUGCUGAAGGGCUUGGUGGGCUCCAAGAGUUUGUCUCAGGAAGACAUGGAGCCAGUGCUGGAGAAGAUGAAGGAGCAUCUCAUCGCAAAGAAUGUAGCGGCCGAUAUUGCCUCCCAGCUGUGCGACUCUGUUGCCAAGAAACUGGAGGGCAAAGUCAUGGGCACAUUCACCACUGUGGCCUCAACAGUAAAGCAGGCCCUGCAGGACUCGCUGGUGCAGAUCCUGCAGCCCAAGCGGCGGGUCGAUAUAUUGAGAGACGUGAUGGAGGCGCAGAGCCAGCGCAGGCCUUUCGUCAUCACGUUUUGUGGCGUCAACGGAGUGGGGAAGUCUACCAACCUGGCAAAGAUUUCUUACUGGCUGAUCGAGAACGGUUUCACCGUGCUGAUCGCGGCCUGUGACACGUUUCGAGCGGGAGCAGUGGAGCAGCUGCGCACUCAUCAGCGCCGCCUGAACGCCCUUCACCCGCCGGAGAAGCACGGAGGGCAGCCUGUCGUUCAGCUGUACGAGAAGGGCUACGGGAAGGACGCCGCUGGCAUCGCCAUGGAGGCCAUAGCUUAUGCUCGCAACCAGGCGUUUGACGUGGUUCUGGUGGACACUGCGGGGAGGAUGCAGGACAACGCCCCCCUGAUGACGGCUCUCGCCAAACUGAUUGCAGUCAACAUGCCUGAUCUGGUGCUGUUCGUGGGGGAGGCUCUAGUGGGCAAUGAAGCAGUCGACCAGCUGGUGAAGUUCAACCAGGCUUUAGCCGACCACUCCAUGUCUGACAAGCCUCGUCUGAUCGACGGAAUCGUCCUGACCAAGUUUGACACCAUCGAUGACAAGGUCGGCGCCGCCAUCUCCAUGACUUACAUCACAGGCCAGCCCAUCGUGUUUGUGGGCACCGGGCAGACCUACAACGACCUGCGCAGCCUCAACGCCCGCGCUGUGGUCAGCGCUCUCAUGAAGGCUUAAGACUUCACUCACCGCCGUCCAGGAUUUUUGCCGCGUUCGUUUCCCAUCUCCUGUUUUUUUUUCUGGUUAAAAUCUUAACAUUGAAUCAGCCAGUACAGGACACGCUGACGGACAGUUUUACAAGCCUCUUCUUUUCGUGGAUUCAUCAUUUGGGCCAAAUUAAAAAAACAAAAACAGUACCUCAUGAGUUUGGGUGAAAUCGCAUCCAUUUGUCUCUAAGCGGUUUACACAGUAAAGACUUUUCCAUUUUGGUCUGAGUUUGUUCGUCUUCAUGCAGAUGAGGUCAGGUAAUAACCUGUGCCUGAGGACGCUUGGCGACCAUAGUGCCUCUGUCCUCUGGUCUUCAUCAGCUCAGCGCCUUCAUUACUAUAUAGGAAAGUGGCAGCUCUGGUCAGAAACCUUUCUGGAGCAUUUGGUUGGACGAUGCAGUUAUGCAAAAUUACUGGAUUUUAUUUUUAGAUUAGAAAACAGGCCAGUCUUCAUCUGCAGGUGUCACAUGAUUUCAAUAUUUCAUAAAAACUGGAAAGAGUAUUUUUGCCCAAUUAUCUUUAGAUUUAGGAUUUUUCCUUUUCGUUUAUUCUAAGUCUCAGAAAUAUAUAUAUUCAUUUCCCCUUUAAAUUGUUUUAGUGCAAUAUGAAAGACAAGAGUUGUAUUGGAAAUUUGAAAUAAUUUAUGAGAAUGUAACUAUUUCCUAAUAAAGCUGCUAAAUGCUGA
This is a messenger RNA of Oryzias melastigma (Indian medaka), 2784 nucleotides long. RefSeq names its product SRP receptor subunit alpha (gene srpra). Gene Ontology annotation, cellular component: signal recognition particle receptor complex; endoplasmic reticulum membrane. The record is from RefSeq and is a predicted model, not a curated record. Gene Ontology annotation, biological process: SRP-dependent cotranslational protein targeting to membrane. Gene Ontology annotation, molecular function: GTP binding; signal recognition particle binding; ATP hydrolysis activity. NCBI's taxonomy places the organism in Eukaryota, Metazoa, Chordata, Actinopteri, Beloniformes, Adrianichthyidae.